UGAGCAUAGACUUUAUUGCAUGAUGAUCAGCAAGAGCUCUUUAGCACGAUGAUGUCCAUCACGUCUUUUGAACCUCGAUGAGGGCUCCUGUAUAUUGUAUUCAAUAUACCAGAGCUAUCCAAGAUGUCAAUUCCAAGGUCCUCACUCGAGUCGAUCCCUACCUCCUUCGCAACGGUGUCGGUAGGCACCCCAGAGGAUCCACUAGAGGACAAACUCAAAGCAAUAUCGGCAGCGGGAUUCCAAGCCAUUGAACUUGGGUUUCCAGACCUAUUAUCUUUUACUUCGAAGUAUCACACGAAGGAUGUGGAAGAAAAUGACUACACCUCUCUUUGCUCAGCAGGGACGGUAGUCAAAGACCUCUGCAAGAAGCACAACCUGAGCAUCAUGAUGCUUCAACCUUUUUCAAACUUCGAGGGUUGGGCAUUGGGAUCAAAGGAGAGAGACGAUGCAUUCUCAAGAGCAAAAGGCUGGAUUAGGAUCAUGCAAGCAGUGGGCACAGAUAUGCUUCAAGUAGGAUCUUCCGACUCUCCCAACAUUUCUACAUCGCACGAUGUCCUCGCCUCUGACCUCCGCGAACUCGCUGAUCUCCUCGCUCCUCACUCCUUCCGCCUCGCCUACGAGAAUUGGUGUUGGGCAACCGUAGCUCCGACAUGGUUCAAUAUCUGGACCAUCGUCCAAAAAGUCAACCGCCCUAAUAUCGGUCUCUGUCUCGAUACUUUUCAAACUUGUGCCGGCGAAUAUGGCGACCCUUGUUCAGCUUCCGGACUCAUCGAGAAUAAAGGUCUGCAGCAAAAGCUGGAAAUGAAUUUCAAGCAUUCUCUCAUCGAGCUCGCGAAGACUGUUCCUCCGGAGAAGGUCUGCUUGUUACAAAUCAGCGAUGUCUAUAAAGCUCCCGUGCCGUUCAAAGAUGAGACUGUGGAUGGGUUGCGGCCGAGAGGGAGAUGGAGCCAUGAUUUCAGACCAUAUCUAUUUAAUGGAGGUUACUUGACGCCACAAUGUGUGGAAUUUGCGAAGGCGGUAUUGCAGACAGGGGCGAGGUGUUGGUUUAGCACUGAGGUCUUUGAUGGAGGUCCAGAUGGGAAGGGUGGUAUGAAACAGUAUGAAAUGGGAGCCUUUUGCAAAGGUGCAAUGGAAAGCCAUAAGAAGCUGUUGGAUGCUUGUGCCGACUCGUAGAGGGUAUAUCCUCGGCAAUAUAUGGACCAAGCUUUUCGUGCCAAGCAUAUGUGUAACAUUAUCACCUAAAGCAGUAUAAAGCAAAUAUUGACUCGCAAAAUGCGAGCUGACGUUCUUCGAUUCAAUGAGUACUAUAUGAAGUCCCCCAGAUCCUUCCACCGCCCCCGAAUUUUUGCAAUCAUCCUGUAGAUCCAACCGAAGCGUGAAAGCUCCUUCCCAAGCUCCAAAAACCCCAACGUCUUGUUACACACAUGAGCAGGAUUCGGUAUUCAAGACGACAAGUGCGAAUACAA
This is a messenger RNA of Mollisia scopiformis, 1466 nucleotides long. RefSeq names its product xylose isomerase-like protein. NCBI's taxonomy places the organism in Eukaryota, Fungi, Ascomycota, Leotiomycetes, Helotiales, Mollisiaceae. The coding region runs from base 124 to 1173 and encodes 349 amino acids. The record is from RefSeq and is a predicted model, not a curated record. The transcript is spliced from 4 exons.